AAUAAACAUUCAAUAAAUAAUAAUAUAUUAUAUACCUAAUCUGAAGUAAUCUGUAUACCUAUUGUGUAUUCAAUCAAUUUAAUCUCUUGUGGAAAAAUUGUGAAAUGGCUAAUAUUUAGAUUUCAGUAAUGCUUACACGUGUGGUAUAAAUCUAAUCUUUUUCCUGUUUACCAAAUAAAUCACCGUCGACUCCUUUUAACUUUUUAACCAUCAACACCACAUGCCCAAAAGCAUUUAUCACAUUUUAUGCCCAUUUAUCAACUACAUUUAAAUCGCAAUCAAGUUGUCUAAAUAGUUUUAAAGAAAUCCAACAAUGUCUCCUCCCGUUCCGUCGUUUAAAGUAGAAGGUACUACCACGGGCAUGAUUAUCCCGGUGUCAAAGGGCACGUAUUUCAACACGAAAUGGGUGCCGAAGCAGGUCCAGUUAUGCCCAUAUGACAUGUUGCACCACCCACCAGACUAUAACCCUAAGGCCGCACGAUCCGACCGCCAGGAACCUAAGAUCAUAAGGAGGAAUAUAUGGGACCAGGAAUAUCACAAAGGCAUCCCUUCAACAUCGCAUUUUGUCCUCGGCCGACCGAAGUGGAAAAUACUCGAUGUUCCAACCAAGGAAUUUGUUAAAAUACAAGUGAAAAACGAGAAUCCCCACACCCGGAUUUACAACGUGCUGGAGUGGGCCGUUCUACUCAACGAAGGAAAAGAACUUUGCGAAUAAAUCAUCAUACGAUGUAAUGAAUACCAUGAAGCCACUUCAACCCUCACAAGUCUCAAUUUAAUAUACCCCAACAAAAUUCAAGCAGCGCCCUCUGUUGAGUUAAAAACCAUAACACCUAUUCAUGAACCAUCGCUUGGAAA
Cydia splendana is the source of this 855-nucleotide messenger RNA. RefSeq lists its product as uncharacterized. The transcript is spliced from 3 exons. The record is from RefSeq and is a predicted model, not a curated record. NCBI's taxonomy places the organism in Eukaryota, Metazoa, Arthropoda, Insecta, Lepidoptera, Tortricidae. The coding region runs from base 314 to 715 and encodes 133 amino acids.